Eleginops maclovinus (Patagonian blennie) is the source of this 895-nucleotide messenger RNA. Its product is annotated as gamma-crystallin M3-like. Lineage: Eukaryota; Metazoa; Chordata; Actinopteri; Perciformes; Eleginopidae. The transcript is spliced from 3 exons. The record is from RefSeq and is a predicted model, not a curated record. Bases 42 to 581 code for a protein of 179 amino acids. Gene Ontology annotation, biological process: visual perception; lens development in camera-type eye. Gene Ontology annotation, molecular function: structural constituent of eye lens.
UCAUAGUACCAGUGCCAUCAGGGAAAGGACCCAACACCAAAAUGGGCAAAAUAAUUUUCUACGAGGACAAGAACUUCCAGGGUCGCUCCUAUGAGACCAGCAGCGACUGUGCUGAGCUGACCUCCUACCUGAGCCGCUGCAACUCCUGCAGGGUGGAGAGCGGCUGCUUCAUGGUUUACGAGCGUCCCAACUACAUAGGCCACCAGAUGCUGGCGAGGAGGGGAGAGUACCCCGACAACCAGCGCCUGAUGGGAAUGAGCAUGAGUGACUGCAUUCGCUCCAGCCGCAACAUCCCAACGCACAAAGGUCAGUUCAGGAUGAGGGUCUAUGAGAGGGAGAACUUCAGAGGCCAGAUGAACGAGCUGAUGGACGACUGUGACUCCAUCCAGGACCGUUUCCGCAUGUCCGAAUGCCAGUCUGCUCAUGUGAUGGACGGCCACUGGCUGAUGUACGAACAGCCCCAGUACAAAGGCAGGAUGCUGUACCUGAGGCCCGGAGAGUACAGGAGCAUGAGAGAUAUGGGAACAGGUCCCAUGGACAUGAGGAUCGGAUCCAUGCGUCGUAUCAUGGACUCUUGUUAAAGAACAGAACAGGGCCGAUGCUUUAACAUGUCAUAAACAAAAUCUAAUAAAGAAUGUUUCAAUUUAUGAUUGAGUUUCCACACACCAACCAAUGAGACUGGAAGAUAUUUUGGGCACCAAAUUAGACAAGAAAUUGCAAUAAUUUCCAGCACCCAACUGUAUGUCCAAGGACAGUGUGGGUUGUGGUUAAUGCUGCUAAUGUAUUAAAUGCAUCCUAUAGCCAGGUCAAGACUUCCUUCUACCUUCCUUUGAAAUGUGUUAUGUCAUAUAUGAUACUUGAGACAUUAAAAAAAUGAAGAUGGAUUAAAAAGAUG